AUGCGUGCACAUCAUCAGCUUUCCAACUCAAGUCAAUCUCCUCCACCGUAUCGAAACAACAUGCAACAUGAUAAUCAACCUAUCAACUAUAAUAGACCGGCCGAAGAACGUAUGGCUGAUUUUCAACAGCUUGUUGCUCGUUAUGAGAUUAAUCAUACAUUUGCAACCAAAUUACGCGUUCUCGAAGGUUACGAAAUCGUCUUCAUUUGUGAUGAUUCAGGCUCGAUGAAUACUCCACUCGGCGAUCUCUCCGGCCCGUUUGAUAAAAUGCCAUCACGAUGGGAUGAACUUAAACAAACAGUGUCAAUUGUAGUUGAUCUAGCAAGUGUUUUCGAUCCCGAUGGCGUCGAUAUCUAUUUCCUUAAUCGAGAACCUAUAUUUCAUGUUCAAAAUUCCGAACAAUUGCUUCCAGUUUUUGCCAUUCCUCCGGCUGGUCCCACACCAAUUGUUCCUGUUUUCCGACGAGUACUUCGUGAUAAGCAACAUGAAAUCGAAGAACGUAAAUUACUGAUACUUUUAGCAACCGAUGGUGUUCCAACUGAUAAUCAAGGUCACCGAGAUAUUCGUUCGUUUGAAUACGUACUUAAACAAGAACGUAAACCAACUGACCGUAUUCCCGUCACUAUCAUUGCCUGUACAGAUGACAAUGAUUGCAUAGGAUACUUGAACGAUUGGGAUAAGAAAAUUCCCAAUCUUGAUGUUGUUGAUGAUUAUCGAAAUGAGAAAAAAGAAAUUCAAGGACGGCAAGGAAAGCAUUUUCCAUUCAGUUUUGGUGAUUAUGUCGUGAAAAUUUUGAUGGGUGGUGUGGAUAGUUGGUUCGAUGAUUUAGACGAAAAGAAAGUGACAACGGAUGGCUAUGGACGACCGAGUACAAGCGGCGAGUCGAAACGAAGGAAGAGAAAAUGUCUUAUUCAAUAA
Adineta ricciae is the source of this 918-nucleotide messenger RNA. The record is from the annotation of a GenBank genome assembly. NCBI's taxonomy places the organism in Eukaryota, Metazoa, Rotifera, Eurotatoria, Adinetida, Adinetidae.